This is a messenger RNA of Camelus dromedarius (Arabian camel), 6085 nucleotides long. RefSeq names its product leucine-rich repeat-containing protein 37A3. Bases 1 to 5619 code for a protein of 1872 amino acids. Gene Ontology annotation, molecular function: protein binding. The transcript is spliced from 16 exons. The record is from RefSeq and is a predicted model, not a curated record. NCBI's taxonomy places the organism in Eukaryota, Metazoa, Chordata, Mammalia, Artiodactyla, Camelidae.
AUGGCUGAGUGGGUGCCUUUCACAGUUCCCAUCCGGACUGACAAAACCUUGCUGGUGUGGGAGCUGAGUUCCGGACCCUGGACCGAGGCCUUGCAGCCAUGGAGUCAAAUGGAGAGCUGCCGGCAGGACCACAUGAAGAUGCUGCUGUUCCACGUCAAGGCAGAGGCCCAGGCUCAGCAUCCAGAGGCCACUGAAGAGACAGAACCACCUCCACUUCAGCAGGGGGCUCUGUCCCAGCCUUCAGAGGGCCCUGAGGAAGUAGGCACUGCCAUCCCUCGGGGGGAGGGAGGGCUUCAGGAGGUUUUAGCUGAACAGUUAACGCCUCAUGAGAGGUCACUAAUGUGGUUGAAACCUCCAGUUCUGCAGGAGGCCCCAUCUCAGCCUCCAGAGAGCCCUGAGGAGGUGGAACCGUCUCCAGUCCAGGAGGAAGCUGCGUCUCAGCCUCCAGAGAGCCCCGAGGAAGUGCAACCUUCACUUGUGCAGGAGGCCCAGGCUCAGCCUGCAGAGCAUCCUGAGGAGGCGGAACCUCCUCCAUUCCCUCAGGAGGCCCAGGCUCAGCCUGCAGAGCGCCCUGAGUAUGACUCUGCCCCACUCCAGCAAGAGGCCCCAAUGCAAGUUCCAGGGUUCCCUGGUGAGAAUGUACCUCAGUUUCCAGUGAGUGAUGAGGCAGCAGCUCGACCUGGAAGUAAGUAUCCAGCUCACUCCAACCCAUCCAGUGUUAGGCUUAAACCGGUGGAUUUGGAACUUACGGUCACUCCAGAGCCUGCUAAGGAAGGCGAGUUUACCACAGCCCAGCAGGAGGCCCUGCCUCAGCCUCUUGAGUAUUCUGUGGAGGCAGAACCUUCUCCAACCCCACAGGAUGCCACAGGUCCACCUCCAGAGCCUCCUGAGGAAGCUGAGCCUUCUCCGGGUGGAGAGGGACAACUGGCUCAGCCUUAUGAGCCUAAUGGGGAAGUUGUACCCUUUUCAACCCAGCAGGAGAGCCCAGCUCAGCCCACAGAGCAUCCUGAGGUGGUGAAACCAGCCACCCAGCAGGAGAGCCCAGCUCAGUCUCCAGCAGAGAUAGAGCCUUCCGCAACCCAGCAGGAAAGCACAGCUCAGCGUCCAGAGUCUCCUGCUGAGGUCGAACCCUCGCCAGCUCAUUCUCAAGAGCCUGAUGUGACAGCAGCUUCUCCGCCAGGCCAGGAUCAAGCUCAGUCUCUGCAGCAGCCCAGUGUCACUGUGAAACCUGUGGACCUUGCACUCACCAUAACUCCAGGGCCCACAGGUGAAGCUGAACCUUCUCUGCCCCAACAAGAGGCCUCAGCUCAGUCUGCAGAGUUCCCUGAGCAGUUGGAACCAUUAUUGGUCCAGCAGGAGGCUCCAGAUCAGCCUCCAGCCCCCUCGGGAAGUGGUGAACCUUCUCCAGUCCAGCUUGAGCCCCCAGCUCAGCCUCCAGAGACCUCUACAGCUGCCACAGCUCAACCUCCAAUCCAUAACGAGGUGACGUUCUCACCUGCAGGUCCAGGUGAAGCUCAGCGUCCAGUGAUGCCUGGUACCACAGGUGAACCCCUGGAUCUGGCAGUUGUCAUCACUCCAGAGCCUGCUAAGGAGGCUGAAAGUUCUCCAGAGCAGCAGGAGGGUUCUGCUUAUUUUCCCAUUUCCCCCGAGCAGGCUGAAUUUUCUCCAGUUCAGUCCAAGCCUCUGUCUCCAUCUCCAGAGCCCCCUGGGAAGAUUGACUCUUUUCCAGGCCAACAAGAGGCCACAGCUCAGACUGCAGGUCCCCCUGAGGGGGUGGGGCUUUCUUCGGUCCAGGAGGAGGCCCUGGCUCAGCCUCCAGAGCCACCUAAGGAGGCUGAGAUGACAGUUGGAACACCAGGACAGAAUCAAGCUCAGCAUUCCAGCUCGCCCAGUGUCACUGAUAAACCUUUGGACCUGGGGCUUACCGUGACUCCAGGGCCUCUUACAGCGGCUGGACACUCUGCAUCCCUGCAGCAGACAUCUCAUCCAACAUACAUGGAGGUGACACCUCCACAGGCAGAGCAGGUACUGGCUCAGCAUCCAUCCAUGACUGAGUUCACAGUUCAACCUCUGGAUCUGGAAGUUACACUAAGUCCAGAACCUAAUACAGAGGCUCAACCUUCUCCAGCCAUGCAAGGGACCCCAACUUGGCCUCCAGAGCCCCAUCAGCCUUCAUUGUAUCAGGAGGUGACAGUUCCCACACCAGACCAGGAUCACCUUGAGCAUCUAAUGUCAUCUAGUGUCACAGAUAAACCUUUGGAUCUGGAGCUUACCGUGACUUCAGAACCUACUACAGAAGCUGAACAUUCCACAUCUCCUCCUCCAGAACACCCUGAGGUGACACUCUCCCCUUCAAGCAUCACUCCAGUCACAGUUCACACUGUGGACCUGGAAGUUACUGUAACUGGAGCAUCCAGUGUGGAUGUUGAACCUUCUCCGACCAAGCAAGAGACCCCAACUCAGCCUCCAGAGCCACCAAAGGAGGUUGUCGUUCAAUAUCCACCCCAUCAGGAGGUGACCAUUCCAACUCCAAGUAAGGGUCAUGGUCAGCACACAACACCAUCCAGUGUCACACCUCAUCAUGUAGACCUGGAGCUAACCAUGACUUCAGAACCUGCUAUGGAGGCUCAACAUUCUACAGUCCUCCGGAAGACUACAGCUCCUUCUCCUGAGGUGGCACUUGCACACCCAGACCUGACUCGAGUCACAGUUCCACCUGUAGACCAGGAAUUUACCACAACUCGGCACCCAGGGUCACUGAAGACACCUGCUUCGACUGAGCCUUCAGUGGUACAGUCUGUAACAUACACCUCAGAAAAGGAGCAACCGGAACAGAGCGCUCCCACAAGCGUGAACAUCUGUCAGCUCUGCACCUGCAGUAAUGAGACCUUGUCCUGCGUUGGUCUCAGCCCAAAGGAGAGGCUCCGCAGAGUGCCCGUGCCAGAGCCCAACAGCUACAAUGGCACCUUCACUGUCCUAGAUUUCCAAGGAAACUCUAUUUCUUACAUUGAUGAAAAUACAUGGAAGCCUUACCGGUGGACUGAGAAACUAGAUUUAUCUUGCAAUAAAAUACAGUUUAUUGAAAGCGGUACAUUUGAAUCACUACCUUUUCUGCAGUUUGUCAAUCUUGGUUGUAAUUCAGUCACAGACCUGAGCUUUGGAACGUUCCGGGCCGCACAUGGAAUGCAGUUUCUACAGAAGGUAAUUCUCAGUCAUAAUCCUUUGACAACAGUUGAAGAUUCUUAUCUUUUUAAAUUGCCAGCAUUAAGAUAUUUAGACCUGGGAAAAACAGAAGUCUCACUUACAACAAUUGAAAGAAUCCUCAUGAUGAGCCUUGAAUUAGAAAAACUAAUCUUACCUAGCCGUCGGACCUGCUGCCUCUGCCAAUUUAAAAAUACUAUUGAAGUUGUCUGCAAGACAGUCAAACUGCACUGUGACAGGGACUGCCUGACAGAGACCACACAUUGUGGUGAAGAAGCAGCUGUAGGGAACAUAGAAGGAUCGUUCAUGAAGGUGUUAGAAGCCCGGAAAAAUAAUACCAGCACCGAGCUGAUUAUUGAGUCAGAGAAGGCGUCCUCGGACAAACAUGAUGUCAGCUUCUCAGCCUUCGUCGAUGAACAGCUAGACUUUAAUGACGAAACUGAUGUUAUCAGUGCACUAAAUUAUGUACUGCCUUAUUUCUCGGAGGGAAAUCUAGAAGAUUUAGAAACAGCAUUUUUACCAUUCAUUAAACUUCUUUUUUUACAUCUACAAGAUGGAGAUAAGCCCCUGGGUUAUUUGGGAAAAAACACAAGGAACCGUUUUGUUAAACCUGAAUCCAACAAUUUACUUUAUAAAAAUAAACUGCAGACAUUCUAUCAUCUGAAAAAAUGGGCAGAUUCAGAAAUGCAAAAAAAAAUUGAUGAAGUUAAAAAGGAAAAAACUGCCAGGCAUGUACAUGCCGAUCCUUUGGGUCACAAAUUAUGGCAGACCUUUCAAAAGGAAUUGGACACUGCCCAACCACAGGAAAACAGCCCAGCAAAGACUGAGAGUGUAGGGGAAAGGCUGCAGGGAGUGGACUGGGUCCUCAAGGACCCAGAUGUCAUCAUCAAAGAAAGUGUCAAUGAACUGAAGCAUUGGGGGAAACAGAAUGCCCAGCCAGCUGCGGAGAACACUGCCAAGGAAGAGGCGCUCAGGAGGCUGGCCCCAGGAGCCAGGGGGCAGCUUCACAUUUUGCGGAGGCCCCGGAAGUUAGUGGGAAGCUCUUUCAACACAAAACCUUCGUUUAUAAAUGAAGAUAAAGCAGCAGUCUCUUCUUUCCUGCCUCCUGCCUCCACUCCUCCUAAAUCUGAGGUUAAACAGGAAUCAAAAGACUUAUCCUACACUAUUUUAGAAGAUGCAGAAAGUAUAGUUAGAAAUAUGGAAGCUUCUAAACCAACCUCGCGUCCCAGAAAAAAACACAUGUUCCUUGGUCCUCGCUCUCGUGCGAUGCACAGAGCAUUCCAGGCUGAAAGGAAUCACCAUUUGAAAAGGGAAGAGCUACUCAGAAUAUCUGCAGGCGGGCCUCCAUCCUCUGCAGUGAGGAGCCUCAUAAAUCCUCCUUCACGAGAAGCUAUUUCUUCAGAGGAACAACUGAAUUCUCAGGAAAAUCCUCUGGAAGAAUUUUCUCCUUCAGACCCUCUUGUAGGAAAGGCGACUCUGCCAGAAGAAGCUAUGUCUGAAGUCGCUGCCCGUACGGAUGUUCCCAGCACAUAUUCUGUUACUGCAGGCAACUUUAUGCCAACUGUUGAACACACGGACGAAACACAACAGGAAUACCACAACGUGGGUACUGAAUUACCCUCUAAACCCACCGGCUUCACUUCCCCAGGGCCUUCAUCCUUGGGUGAUCAGUUUGAAAUCCAGGUAAACCAGCAGCUACGGUCCAUCAUCCCGAAUGAUUAUAUGAGAAGCCUUAUUUCACACAUGAUCCGGACUCUGAAACUGGACUGCACUGAGAUGCACGUGAAGCUGUCCUGUGCCAAGUUCUUCACCAGAACAGGCCUCCUGAUAAAGCUGCUCAGUGAACAGCAAAAAGCAAAGAUGUCCAAGGCAGAGGGGAAUACCGACCUAUGGAAAGCUGAGAACUAUAUCAGUGAGAGCACAGAAGACCGGAGUGAACAGACAAGGAUGGAGUCAAAUGAGCUCACAGAAGAAGUUCCGGGGUCCAGCUAUACCAACAAACUCAUCUUCACAAUAUCACUAUCUGUGACAGUAACUGCAGUAGUGGCAGUCUUGGUUAUAAAUUUCUGCCUUUUUGAGAUUUAUUCUCACAGAACAGCAGCAAAGGGCCAUAAAAAAAGCGUAAGGGGCUUCUUUUGGUUUGUGCUGCGUAGAAAAUGCCCAGAGGAAAGCGAGAGUCAGGAGAACUUCUUCUGGAGGAUGCAGCCGCUCUGGUUCAGGGACUUGUACAGACCUCUCAGUGCCACACGCAAGAAAAAAAUGGCGCAGAAGCUACAUGAUGAGUCUUCUGAUGAGGAAGAGAUUUUCAGUAGGGUUGCGAGGGCACCCAGAGAUGGCGCAGCUGACGUGAUUCUGACUAUCGAGCUGGAAGAGCCGGAUGAGGAGAGUGAGACGGCACCGGGGAGCAACGCGGUGUGAGCCCCGUCCCGCCUCAGGCCGCCUGUGCAUUUUAUUUUCUAAAAACAAUAACCUUUACAGUAAUUUUUGGUCCUUAUGUAUUUUUUCCCAAUUAAUAUCUACUAAAGGUAUAACUAUUAUCAUAAGGAGGUCUAAAGACCGUCUGUCUUUAAAUAUUGGUUAGGGAUUCUUAACUGGGAUGUGCUCCAGCAAAGAUAGUAAAGAAAGCAAGAAGAGAACGGAGCCAGGAAAAGGCCCAACCCGGGAAGCAGGGAGGGGCAGUUCCAGGAUGGCAGCUGUGUGACCGGCCGAGGAGGUGACUAGCACACACUGGAGCGCAGAACCUGGAGGAGGGGGCUCUGAGGGAAGUGGGCGCUCCUAAGCCCCAGAGCUCUGGAGCGCUGAGGACACGGCAGGGCAGAGAGUGCAGAGAGGGACGGAGAGGGCACUGAGCACCUGGCUCUCAGGAGGGGACGCGAACGCAAUC